AACCAAGCAAAUUUCACCACGGGCAGGUAGAGCAUGCCGCCUCAUGUGACGAACUCAUCUCCACCAUUAAGCCCAUGAUUCUAUUAUAUCUGCAGUCCCUGAAGCCGACGUUCACCGCCGCCACGCAGAUCCACCUUUGAUCUCGCUACUUUGUGGGUGGCAGCGUGUGUUCGACGGAUGGGGGAAGAGAGCACGAGCAUAAGCUACAUAUACGAAACCCUCGACCCCUUGGGCUUCUCAGAGGAGCACGAUCCCGAUGCCACGGGAUCAUACGCCGUUUUCAGGAGCGAAGUGACGGCCUCCGCCGACCUAAUCGUUGACAUUCCGGUCUCCGAUUACUUCUCACUCGACGUCUCUGGUGAUUCCCCGCAGUGCGAACUGGAUGAGUCUCUUCCCCUCCAAUCAGUUUCCACCGCUGCCGCUCCAGGUUCGCCGGAGGCGGCUUGUCCAGUUACCUCCGAAUCGACAUGGUUCCGCGCCGGCAGCCGGUUUAGGAGUCCCAUGCUUCAGCUACACAAGGAGAUACUUGAUUUUUCUGCAUUUGUUUCACCAACUCCUGAAGAAAAAGCCAAACGUGAAACAGCUGUAGAUCGUGUCUUUCAGGUGGUCAAAUAUAUCUGGCCGCACUGCAGAGUGGAAGUUUUUGGAUCAUUCAGGACGGGCCUCUAUCUUCCCACCAGUGAUAUUGAUGUUGUGAUUUUGGAUUCAAAGGUGAAAACUCCUCAAACUGGUCUUUAUGCUCUUUCUAGGGCCUUAUCUCAAAAAGGAAUUGCUAAACAGAUGCAGGUUAUAUCAAAGGCUCGUGUACCAAUUGUGAAGUUUGUUGAAAAGCAGAGUGGAAUUGCAUUUGAUAUGAGUUUUGAUGUGGAUGGUGGUCCAAAAGCUGCCAAUUUUAUCAAGGAUGCUGUGGAAAAGAUUCCUCCUCUACGGCACUUGUGUUUGAUUUUGAAAGUGUUUCUCCAGCAGCGGGAACUGAAUGAGGUAUAUUCAGGUGGAAUUGGUUCAUAUGCGCUUCUUGCAAUGCUGAUAGCACACUUACAGUUGGUUGAUCAGUUCUGUCUUCUCAAAAGCAAUUUUUUACCCAGAUACAAAGGAGAUCACAAGAUAUGCAAGGGGUCCAAAAGUCCAUGGAGCAGAAUUUGGGAAUCCUCUUGUCAGGUAAAGUUUUUUGAAUUUUAUGGACGCAAAUUGAACACUUCGGAUGUUGGUGUUUCUUGCAAGUCAUCAAGCACAUUUUUCUUAAAGUGUGAUAGAGGGUUUUUCAACACAGGAAGGCCGUAUCUUCUUGCUAUUGAGGAUCCUCAGGAUCCAGAUAAUGACAUCGGGAAAAAUUCAUACAACUAUUACAAGGUGAGGUCGGCCUUUGCAGUGGCUUACUCUUCAUUGACUGAUGCAAGAACUAUAAAGUCCUUGGGUUCUCAAAAGAGCAUUCUUGGAACCAUAAUUCGACCCGAUCCACUUCUCCUCGAUCGAAAAGGCGGGUCUAAUGGUGAACUAACAUUCAACAAGCUGCUUCCUGGAGCAGGUGAAUCUGUAACCCAGCAAUUCGGUUUCAACAGCAAUAUCAUCUAUAAUUGGCAAUUGGUGGAUGAUGAACCAUUUCCGAGGGAAAGCAUACUUGUCGAUGAUGAGAUCGCGGCGGCUCGAAAGCAAAGGACCUUCCUAACAAAAAGAAUAACACACCAAUAUGCUAAGAAGGUGCGAAAUUUUGAAACCAGGGAGGAAGAUGGCAAUUUGAAUGGAAGUUCCAUGAGGAAAAGGAUGAGAUUCCCAGAUAGAGACUUGUAUGGUCAAAAUUCUCUACCGCACUACUCCAGAUAAGUAUGGCUGAGUCCUUGAAGGAAGCUUGUAUAACUUCUAAAAUUUGAAUGGGCUGUAGAAGUCUUACAAGCAUAUAAGCUCAACAGAAGUUCCAUCUUCAUCCAUUUGAUAUUUAGUGCACAGUAAUCAAGUCUCCACUUCAGAGAGGAUAACGUUAUUCAUGUUUGUUCAGACUAAUAUUAUGAUUCGUUCAUAUGAUCAGGUUGAUUCGUUCUCCUUUCGUUGUCAAGCCAAA
This is a messenger RNA of Dendrobium catenatum, 2056 nucleotides long. Its product is annotated as terminal nucleotidyltransferase 4A. The record is from RefSeq and is a predicted model, not a curated record. Gene Ontology annotation, biological process: RNA 3'-end processing. The transcript has 13 exons. The coding region runs from base 178 to 1821 and encodes 547 amino acids. Gene Ontology annotation, cellular component: nucleolus; TRAMP complex. NCBI's taxonomy places the organism in Eukaryota, Viridiplantae, Streptophyta, Magnoliopsida, Asparagales, Orchidaceae. Gene Ontology annotation, molecular function: poly(A) RNA polymerase activity; mRNA binding.